Rhipicephalus microplus (southern cattle tick) is the source of this 4507-nucleotide messenger RNA. Its product is annotated as 28S rRNA (uridine-N(3))-methyltransferase. NCBI's taxonomy places the organism in Eukaryota, Metazoa, Arthropoda, Arachnida, Ixodida, Ixodidae. The record is from RefSeq and is a predicted model, not a curated record.
GCCAUAUCCAUCAGCGCGUGUAUUGCUCGUGUUUGCUUCGUGAUCGUCGUGCAUUGACAUUGAGCCCGAUCUUCAAUUCUGUGUGUAGCUGUUGUUUUGUGUGUUGUCAAGAAAAAUGAAACGACAGAGCUCUGACAAUAGGAUUCAGGCAAAUGAAGAUGAGCCCUGCAACUGGAAAAAAUGGCGUGCAGAAAGAAAACAGCAGCUUCUCAAGUGGAGGGAAGAAAGGUUGAUCAAAAAGCUCGAGAAGGAAAAGAAAGCGAAGGAAUCCGAAGAACAGCAGGCCUUGUCCAUGGAUUCUCAAUCGAAAGGCCGGAAGUACACCCUCAGCAUAGCAGUUCCAGGUUCCAUAAUGGACAAUGCUCAGAAUGCAGAACUGCGAACUUACUUAGCUGGCCAGAUUGCAAGGGCUGCAGUUGUUUUUUGUGUGGAUGAAAUUGUUGUCUUUGACGAUGAUGGCUCAACUACACGUGGUACAAGCGGGACUGCUGUGGAUGGAGAAUUCAGUGGCCUUGCUAAGUCUGGUCAGGGUGUGGUGCAGUUGGCGCGUGUGCUGCAGUACCUUGAGUGCCCGCAGUACCUGCGCAAGCACCUUUUCCCCUUGCAUCGUGACCUGCAGUUUGCAGGAUUGCUGAACCCACUGGACUGCCCACACCACCUACGUGCCACUGAGGAGAGUCCAUACCGUGAAGGAAUUGUGGCUCGGCUGCCUGUUAAAGGAGGCAGUGGGUCAUACGUCAACUGUGGCCUCAACAAAGAGGUGAAGAUAGACCGCUGUUUGCAACCAGGAGUGCGAGUUACAGUGAAAAUGAAAGAAGGGGUCCCUGGCAAGAAGCUGCGAGGCACUGCUGUGUCACCAUCGUGUCCCCGAACAGAAGCAGGCCUCUAUUGGGGCUAUGAUGUCAGGGUAGCUCGUAGUCUUGGGGCAGUCCUGGCCGAGUGCCCUUUUCCAAGUGGCUAUGACAUCACCCUGGGCACUUCAGAACGAGGGACACCUGUUGAUGAGCUUGAAUUGCCUCAUCGGUUCGAACACGUACUUGUUGUGUUUGGAGGCCUCAAAGGCUUGGAGGCAGCCCUUGAAGCAGAUGAAGCUCUGGAUGUUGACGAUCCUGAAUUCUUAUUCAACUAUUAUCUAAACACAUGUCCUAGCCAAGGAUCAAGAACUAUUAGGACAGAGGAGGCUAUCCUCAUUUCCCUCUCGGCCUUGCGACCCAAGAUUGUGGCUGCACAGAGUGGCGAUGGUGCUGUGGAUUCCUCCUGAGGAAAUGCUUCACUCAUUUGGAAGCCGCAUGUUGCACGACUCGUCAAACCUGGUAGUGCCUUCAGAAAAGUGGUCACAUGUAUCGGUACACUGCAAAAUGAAGUUAAAUGAAGAUGUAUUUAUUAUGCGGGAGGUUCAAUUCAUCUAAAGUAUGACAUAUUUUGCUCUUUUUUAGCCUCUACUUGAUGCAAAUAGCAAAAAAGAGUGGUGUAUACAAUGGUGUACACAGCGUCUUAAAAGGUAAAAAGGGGCACUGACACAAAAAUUCUGACCUCACGUUUUCUUGCUAGAAUAUAUUGCUGGGGGCCUGCUUGUUAUAACACGGCACAUUAUCUGCUACAGCAUGCGACAGAUAAUAAAGUACAUUAUCGACCAGUUUCAGUUUGAGAGAGCUCAAAAAUUGACAAGCCGCCAGGUGCAAUUAUCACAACCUAGCGAGUGCAGCUCUCGGUCACAUCAACACACAGAACUGUGACGCACUUCUGCACGGUCUGCAUCAAGAAGUCCUUUCGAACAGGAAACGAGACAGCAGUGUCGCCAAAUGCAAAACUUUCAAUGUGUGCACUGCAUAUACGGACUCGCGAGCAGGCGCCGAAAAGUAUAGACUGCUGGAUUAAAUUCGGCGAAAGAAAAAGGUGGCUAUGAUGUCCUCAUAACAUUUUUUAUUCACUGCAGCAUGGUGACGUGAGGGAAGUAAGGGGAUCCCCACGGGUCAUUAAUGGUGUCAAUACCUUUAAAAUACAAACUUGAGAAUUGCUGUAAAAAUACUUUGGAAGCUGUAUUCGCUGUUAAUAUUUCGCAGAUUAUACACAUGUUCACGGGAAUCAAUCCCACAGGCUUCCUUGGCCACAAAAUUUUGUGUCAGUACCCCUUUAAGGGCACAGGGUAGGGCAAAAUUGGAAGAAAAAAAAAAACCUUUUUGUUUUCUUCGCUACUCAGAAAGGGUGGCCCUUUGUACAUAUUUUCCGCAUUUGUGCUUUUCUUAAAUAGCAUCUUUUGUGGCUCAAAACCAAUUUUUCCUAAAACAAGUAGAAAGUGAAAAGGCGCUGUGUUUACAGCCUAUUUUUCUAAAAAACUUCAUGUACAAAAGUCCAAAUGCUUGUCUAGAGUCAGCUGUGUACAGGAAAUUGUCAGGUAACUUCUAAGCACUCAGAAGACACUGUGCUCCUUUAUAUUCGCUCUUCAUCUUUGGAGUGCGUCAGUUCGAAUGCUAUCAGCUCCUAGAUUCAUUACACCAUGUUCGUCAUGCUUGUCGAUAAGCUUAGAUGCUGAGGGUAAAAGAAGGUCUUCAGCAAGUGUGAAUUUCGUGGCAACCUAUACAGUUCUCUUGUUAAUGUGAAUAAAUGCCAAUGACAUAUUGAGGCGGUGAAUACUGAACCAGCAAGCUCUUCAUUGUUGAACCUCUCAGCCUUUUCAGCAUCAUUCGAGGCAAAUCACAUGCACGGUGACGAGUAUGGUCUAAUGGACAUGACUAUUAUUUGUGAUGCGAUUAGACAUGAUUAAACAUGAGAACAGCCUGCAGUAAGUGUUAAGUUAAUGGGAACUGAGUCGCCCACCGAGUCUUUGCUGUCUUUGUUUAGGUUCAGAGUAUUAAGAAUUGCAUCAUUGGAUAAUGUUCUUGCAUUUAAUAAUGGUAGUAUCACAUGAGCCUAAAUUAUAAAAUAGUUAGGAUUGAAGCAUGGCCUAACUACAGUCUAAUUGCUGUAAAUCAUUGACCACACCCGACGAUACAUUACAGAUAGGGCUGUGUGACAUCUCACAAAGGAAGCAAGACAAGCAUUACGAGAUGCUCCAAAGCAAAAAAUUUUCUUUAGCAAUGAUUACCAAGCUUGUAGCUACUGAAUAGAGUAGUUGAACAGUGUUUGUGACAAACUGUGAUCGCUUUCCAGCAGUUUUCAAAUUUUAAACUCUAUUAUUUCAAAACCAUGUUUUUAUUACUUGGGUGUCAUUAUUUUGUAUGCAUUUCAAGAUAACCAGUUGAUUAUUUUUUCUUGUAUUCUGCAUAAAUGCAUAUAACUACUGAAGCAGUAUUGAAGUUAUGCACUUUACAGUUUUUGUAUUACACCUUUGUAUGGAUGCCAAUUAACUUAAAGGUUAGGCCCUAGUGGUAAAAAAUUCACUAACAUCUGAAUAUCCAGAUUUUAAUAUAUCUGCUUCAGUUGAAAGGGCAGGAAAUUUGAAAGAAAUGAUGUAUGGAUUAUGUGGAUAUUUCCUUUAGUCACUGCGAAAACGGUACCUCAAAUUGACCAAAAAUGCCUGGGAUGUAUAGGGUCUACUCGGCGCCCUUAAUGUCCCAAUUACACAAUAUGAUUUUGAGGGACGCCAUUGAGGAGGACUCCAGAAAUUUCAACCAUCUGGUGUUUCUUAAAUUACGCUGACAUCAUACAGUACACGGACCACUAGCAUUAUUAUGAUUAAGUAUCAUGCCAACACAGGUACUGAUCACUAAUGUGUGAUAUGAAUCAUGUAGUAGUCUCAAAUGGCAGCACUUGUUUAAAGCCACUGUUGAAGGGAAAAAAGCUCAUAAAAAGCACAUUACAUCAGGGCAUCAUUGGACAUUAUGCAGCAGGCAGGCACCGGCCACUGAAACUGAAGUAUCAUGCAUGAAAAGAGAUUCCCUCGAUGCAGCCAGUGAUCGCAGCGUACCAAGCUGAAAGCACACGACGAGCACAGCAACAUGCAGUGACUGGACGCCAUACGCACAAGCUAAAGGAUGUAUCUGAAGGGUAGAUGUGGAAUGAGUACUGCUAAUGACAAUGAAAUAAAUUAUUUGCUUUGUGAAAAUGUUUAAUAAAACCUGAGAAAAGCAUACGAAGCACUACCUUGGCAAGUAGAGAGGGCCAGUGCAAACGUAGACAUUCUUGUAGUGCUUUGUUAGACCUCGAACAUGCUUCUCUAGCCUGUUCCAAGAGUCUCUGUUGAAUCCUUUGCCAACCUAUGAGAGAAAACUUGGGUUAGUAACGUUUCAAGUGCCCAGUAUGCAAUGGCUGCAGGGACACCCAUUGGGUCCACAUAGCACAUAAACUAACUGGAUAUGAUCAUAUGGCCAGUCAUAUGGCCUCUGGACAAGAAUAUUGCCUAAAGCAGCGGUCAAAUUUUUCAAAGCUGUGGGCCUCAAAUGGAGUUCUUGGGGUUUUGGGCAUUGGGCAUCAAGAGUGCAAAAAAAGAAAAGAUUGCGCCAUGUGGCUGGGGCAACAUAUCAAAAUGUACAUUUUUUGCAUUAAUAAACUUGUUCAUUAAAAAAAA